AUGACCCAACGACAGCAACGUCGGCCAGAUGCGCCGGCACUUCUCUCGAGUGCUUCAGUAUUAGAACCGACAAGAGUAAAUACACCGUUACUAGAUCUUACCGCCGAUUUCGAUUCGAUUUCAAACAAACCGCCACCACCGAGUUCCAAUGUGGGUGGAGAAGAACAACAUCAGGCGAUAUCAAACAGAGAUGAAGCACCGGACACAACAACAUCAACGAUCACCACCGUGCUCAACGAAUGGGCUACAAGACUUGGAUUUAAGACACCACCUCCCAGUCGAGCGGCAACCGCGAAACGAAAAAACCAAAUGAAACAACUAGACGAUUUAUUAGCUCAACCUGUUCAACAAUUAUUCGAUGUCAUGGUGCCUGCCGCGCACGUACUUGAGAUGCCUAGUACCCGCGAACAACAUAUUGAUUCUGGAGCUCAUGCACAAUCAGCGCAAUCAAGAGGACCUGGUGCCCUGAAACAACCGCCGAUACCAUCACCAGAUGCCGAUGGUCAGAUGAAGAUCACAACGGCGACGACACCAACACGAACAUCACCUGCUAAUGAAUCAGACGCUGCUUCACAACCAGCGGAUUUUGUACUAGCAGGCACAGACGCUGUCCCCAAGUUGCCUCCCAUACCAUACUGGAUGGUCGCCGGAAAAGGAAUGAGACAACAGCAACGAAAGUCUGUUCAACAACCAUCUGCACAGCAGUUACCACGAUCCUUUUUACCAACACAACAACGCCCGCAGUUGAAUCAAAGGCAGAAACGAUACCGUUUCCAACCCGGCACAACAUCCAAUUUCAACAGUUACACCCCGAUCGGCAUCCAGGAACAACCGUCACCACCAACAGUGCAACAGCAGCAAAUCAACACGCUGCAUUUUAACCGUGCACCACCACCACAGCCACGGAUACCAUCAAGUACACAUACAUCCAAUCGUUUCCAACCAUUUAUCGACAAUUAUCAGUGUUACGUUGACACUGAACCACCAAUGUACAUGUUCCUUCACCUUCAGUUACAUUAG
This is a messenger RNA of Didymodactylos carnosus, 1020 nucleotides long. Lineage: Eukaryota; Metazoa; Rotifera; Eurotatoria; Philodinida; Philodinidae. The record is from the annotation of a GenBank genome assembly.